AUGAAGGUUUCCGCCGUUAUCCUCGCUGUCGCCUCUCUGGCCAGCGCUCACUACACUCUCCCCAGCAUCAACGGCGGUGUACCGUGGUCUCACGUCCGUCAAGCCAAGAACUGGCAGGACAAUGGCUUCGUCGGCGAUGUCACCAGCAACGACAUCCGCUGCAACCAGCUGAAGCCCGGCACUGCCACCAUGACCGUCGCCGCUGGUUCCAGCGUCAAAGUCAGCGUCAACCCCAACGCCUACCACCCAGGCCCAUUCCAGUCCUACCUCGCCAAGGUCCCCGCAGGUGCAGACAUCAACACCUGGGACCCCACUGGCGCAGUCUGGUUCCGCAUCUACGCCGAGCAGCCCAAGUUUGGCAGCCAGCUGACCUGGUUGGCUGCCGCCAACUACGACAUCAAGAUCCCCCAGUGCAUCCCCGCCGGCAAGUACCUCAUGCGCAACGAGCACAUUGCCAUCCACACCGCUGGCCAAAGGGGCGGCGCGCAAUUCUACCUCUCCUGCGCUCAGAUCGAGGUCACUGGUGGCGGCAGCACGUCGCCCAGGAACCUUGUCGCCUUCCCAGGCGCCUACAGCGCUACUGACCCCGGUAUCUUGAUCAACAUCAACUACCCCAUUCCUACUAGCUACGUUAACCCUGGCCCACCUACCUUCACUUGCUAG
Bipolaris zeicola 26-R-13 is the source of this 663-nucleotide messenger RNA. RefSeq names its product lytic polysaccharide monooxygenase. The record is from RefSeq and is a predicted model, not a curated record. The coding region runs from base 1 to 663 and encodes 220 amino acids. The transcript has 3 exons. Lineage: Eukaryota; Fungi; Ascomycota; Dothideomycetes; Pleosporales; Pleosporaceae.